Molecule: messenger RNA, 7049 nt
Organism: Argiope bruennichi
Lineage: Eukaryota; Metazoa; Arthropoda; Arachnida; Araneae; Araneidae
Product: atrial natriuretic peptide receptor 1-like
Exons: 23
Coding region: 222-3452 (1076 amino acids)
Biological process (GO): intracellular signal transduction; receptor guanylyl cyclase signaling pathway; cGMP biosynthetic process
Cellular component (GO): membrane
Molecular function (GO): peptide receptor activity; ATP binding; protein kinase activity
Source: RefSeq, a predicted model, not a curated record
CUAGCGGUAUUCGACAACAAGUAUAGCGCGCUGACGCCAAAGCGCUGUUAUUUUAACUCCUCGCGUUCCUUGCAGUAGACGUUCCCCCCAAAAUCUCACAGUCGACAGAGGUAAUGCCGCCUGUCCGCUGGAUUCACUCCAAAAUAGCAACUGGUGACAUUCUUCCGGUAAGGGAGGACACCAACCUCUCUGUCUCGCGGUGCAUGCAAAUGUGGUGAAAUAUGACCUUGAUACCGUAUCUCAUCCUCCUAUGGAUUUCUGUGGUCAUCACGGAGGAUGUGGAUCCAUCAUUCAAGGUUGGUGUCCUCAUGGUGGAUAGGUCUGCUCGCAACCGCUUUGACAUCCAGAGGAUUGGACCAGCCAUUGACAUCGCGGCAGAAAGUUGUCAAUCAAAGUACAAUGUCACGCUGAGUCUGUUACCUGGUUAUUAUCCUCGAGAAUGUUCAGCGGAAUUGGCAAUUGGCAGGGCGACAGACUUGGCAAUGAAUAGUAAUAUCUCAGCAUUUGUUGGUCCAGCUUGUAGUGAUGAUUUGCAAGUGGUGGGAAGGUUUGCUUCGUAUAGAAACAUACCCAUCUUGACUGGACUUGGCGAUGUUUUGAAAGAAAGAGAUGAAUUUCGGACUUUGAUUCGAAUGUCUUAUGAUUUAAAGGAUAAAGCUCAUGCAAUUUUGGCAUUUUUGGAGCAUUUUAAUUGGAAGAAAUUUGGAAUGAUAUAUCGUCAGAGUGAUGUAUACUAUACGGCAAUGGCUGAUCUGUUGUUCUAUCUGGCAACUUCUGCUGACUUUGAAGUGAUUUGUCAACAGUCUUAUAUUCGAGCUGCUAAUAAAACUAUUCUUUCGAACUUGGAUAAGAUAAUGGAAACGAUGAAAGAUUGUUCUAGAGUGAUUGUUAUUUUGGGAGGAGACAAAGAUGUCCGAGAAAUGAUGCUGAUCGCUAAAAGGUUGAAUAUGACAUCUAAAGGAGAUUACGCCUUCAUCUACACCGAAUUGUUCCAGAAUGAAGCCAAAGGGAACCUUUCAUGGUCAAGAGGAAACGAGCCCUACGAAGACAAACUGAAGUUAAAGGAGGCUUAUGAAUCUCUCUUAAUUGUCAGUUUGAAUCAACCCUAUUCGGAAGAGUAUAAAUUGUUCUCGGAAAGAGUGAAAGAGCUGGCAGCAUUAAAUUACAACUGCACAUACACGGAAGAUGUGGUAAAUUAUUUUACUGCCAGUUUCCACGAUGCAGUUCUAAUGCUUUGUGAAGUAAUUAAUGAGACAAAAUUACUUGGAGAAGAUCCUUUGAACGGAACUAUUAUUACAUCCAGAUUGAAGAAUAAAAAAUUCAAUGGUAUUUCCGGACUUGUAACUAUAAAUGAAAAAGGAGAUAGAGUUGCAGAUUAUGCACUUUUGGAUCAAAAUGAUACAUUGAAAGGUAAUUUCGAGGUAGUUUUAACCUAUUUCGGAGCAACGAAGGAGUAUAAAGAGGUUAGUAGCAUCCAUUGGCCUGGUGGAAAGAUACCAAAAGACAAGCCAAGGUGUGGGUUUGAUGGAAAAGAUCCAGCUUGUUACAAAAGAGGUUUGAGACUGUUGGAAACCUCUUUGAUAAUCACGCUGUUCCUUUUAGUAGUAAUAAUUAUUAUAGGAGUGCUCACAUAUAGGAAAAUUCGAUUGGAGUCCAAAUUGGCCAAUAUGUCCUGGAGGGUGCGUUGGGACGAAAUAACUUUCCUGAAGGAUAUACGGAAUAGCUGCAUGAUGAGUCGGUUAUCAAUCACGAGUGCGAUGUCUUCUAAAAUGGAACAUGGAUGGGUAUGUUGGACGCCAUCUUUUCCCAAUAGCUUAUAUUUGGAAUCCUGUGCCGCUGAUGCUGCGAAUAAUCGAUUUAUUCUGACAGGUACAUAUAAGGGUAACACUGUGGCAGUUAAAAAGGUUUAUAAACAAAAGAAAAUAGAGCUUACGAGGUCAAUUCUCUUUGAAUUGAAAAAGAUUCGCGAAGCCCAACACCAGAACAUCGCCAACUUCAUUGGAGCUUGCAUUGAUGCGCCAAACGUUGCUAUACUUACAGAGUAUUGCCCAAAAGGCAGUCUUCAAGAUGUUCUGAAAAAUGAAUCCCUUGACUUGGAUUGGAUGUUUCGAUACUCAUUAAUCAACGAUAUUGUGAAGGGUCUUAGUUACUUACAUAACGGUGAAAUGGGAACCCAUGGAAGAUUGAGAUCCUCAAAUUGCUUAGUGGAUAGUCAUUUCGUAGUGAAAUUGACUGAUUUCGGCUUGCCAUCAUUUCGCCAUCCUGAGUCAAUGGCAAAUUGUGAAGAAAAAAAUAUGAAAAAAUUGUUAUGGAAAGCCCCCGAGUUGCUUCGUCUUCCUGUGUGCCCUCCUCAGGGAACGAUGAAAGGAGAUGUCUACAGCUUCGGUAUCAUUCUUCAGGAAAUCAGUCUAAGGGAGGAGCCCUUCUACCCUUUCAGGGACUCGAUGACCGUAGCCGAGAUCUUAGCGAGAGUUCGUACAAAAGAAAAUCCUCCGUUCCGACCAGUGGUGCCGACUGAAAGCUGCGCUGCUGGACUUUUAUCUUUAAUGCGAUGUUGCUGGUCAGAAGAGCCAGAAGAGCGACCGGAUAUCAGCCAAAUAAAAUCUGAGAUGAGAAUUUUAAACAGGGGCCAAAACGGCGAAGUAAAUAUAAUGGAUAAUUUGCUGAUGAGAAUGGAGCAAUACGCGCACAAUUUGGAGUCUCUAGUGGAGCAGAGAACAGCUGCUUUUAUGGAAGAGAAAAAGAAAUCAGAGGAACUGCUUUAUCAAGUAUUGCCUAAGUCUGUAGCCGAACAACUAAAACGUGGAAAAGCAGUGGAGCCAGAAUAUUUCGACAGUGUUACAGUUUUUUUCAGCGACGUUGUAGGAUUUACACAAAUGUGUUCUAUGAGCACACCUAUUCAGGUAGUUGAUUUUUUGAACGACUUGUAUACUUGUUUUGAUGCCAUCAUCAAUGAUUUUGACGUAUAUAAGGUUGAAACUAUUGGCGACGCUUAUAUGGUAGUUUCAGGCUUGCCUGACCGAAAUGGAAUGAGACACGCCAAGGAGAUCGCCAGAAUGUCUUUAGCUCUUUUGAAAGCUGUCACUUUUUUCAAGAUUAGACACAGACAGGAUGAUACCGUGAAACUUAGAAUCGGAAUUCAUUCAGGUCCAUGUUGCGCUGGUGUUGUUGGCCAGAAAAUGCCGCGCUACUGUUUGUUUGGUGAUACUAUCAACACGGCUUCUAGAAUGGAGUCAACUGGGGAGCCUUUAAAAAUACAUGUAAGCCCAGAUACAAAAAUAGCUUUGGAUUAUUUUGGUAAUUUCACUCUGGUUCCUCGUGAAGAAAUACAGGUUAAGGGCAAAGGAAAGAUGCAGACUUACUGGCUGAUAUCCGAGAAUGAAGCAGCUCGUGUGACGCCGUCACCCGCCGUUCAGAAGAGAUCCAAGGAUCAAGUGAAGAGAAGACGGUGACUGAUAGAGAACUUAGAUACUUGUUUGAGCUAUUUAUAAAAUUUCAUUGGCAUUACAGUGUCAUUGCAAAACAUUGUGAUAAAUUCUCGUACGAUUCGCAGGCAUCUUCAGAAGUGAUAUCUCAGUUUGAUAUCAGAUACUGAAAAAAUAUAUAUCUGAGAAUGAUUAUGAUGUUUGGUAAAAAAGAGGCAUGGAAAAUUAUAACAUGAGAGAGAAACGUACGAUGAAUAUUUGAUGGUGGAUAGACUGAAAUAAACUAAACAUUGUCAUUUUGGAAUGGAAGUAAAUGGUAGAGAUUUUCGAAACAUUUAUCCUGGUAAUUAAUAGUACAAAUGUUUCAUUGUCGAACUUAGUAUUGUUGAUUCAUCCUCUGAAGACGAUCUAUGGUAAAUGUAUUAAACUACCUGUUUUCAUGCUGGAGGUUUAGAUAUUUUUUUUAAAGAAAAGCCAAUUUACAUUUUCACGAGUUAGUUCCGUUGAACUGGUUUUUGGAUUUACUGCGAGAAUAGUUUUGAAAUAUCACAAAUGGGUGCGGCCAUGUAUAGGUUUUGUCAUUUGAUGAAUUCUUUAAAAUAUGAAUUUAAUUCUUGUUCUUCUAAUGAGCUACUGAGGGCUUAUUGCAAACUGUGUGAUCGAAUUCAAAUUUUAUGAAAAAUCUAUAGUUUGUUUAUCCGUGGUUAAAUUCAUAGCAAGCCUAUUUUAGGCCAAACAAUUCUCGAAGUUGGAAGUCAUGGAUUUUAGAAAAAUCUUUAAAAAGAAAAGAUAAUAUCAGGUAUAGCGUCUUAUGACCGUUAUUAAAAGAUACGGAGUCAUUUUUGAAUAGCUUAAGUGUGGCUUUAAUAAGUCGUGUGUGGCUGGUUUAAUAAGUCCAUUUAAGUAGUACUUUUAUAUAACAAAACAGCCAGUUCUCAAUUAAUUUAAGAAUAAACAGUUAAUAUCUUAUGAAUAUCUUUUUUAAUCGGCAGAAUUUGUAUUCAUGUAUUCUUAUACAAUGGAACUAAGCCAGCCUUGUACUUUGAGUUCUCUAUGGCCACUCUGAUGUACAAAAGAGGCCACUACUCCCCUUUAUUAGAAAUCUUUGAUACCUGGAAUUCAUUAAAUAGUCUUGACCAAGUGAUUACUGUACCACCAUGGUUGACUACAGGAAUCCAUUUGAAAAGUAGAAACUUUUGAGUAGAUUCUGUCUUGGAUAAUUGCUGUCUUCUAAAGAUUUCAGACUGAGAUAUCUGCACAAAACUAGAGGAAAUACUAUUGCCUAGUUGUCACAUGUUGUCAACUGUUAGAAUGCAAACUGAAAUAACCUUCAUUAAGUUCUUGAACAGUAUUCUUAAAUUCAACAAAAUAUGCAUUAUUGAAAUGUUCUUUUUGUCUUUGCAUUUCAUUUCGGAAUGGUAAGAAGAUAGAAUCAAAAAGUCUCCUGACUUCUUUUUUUUAUCUUUUAUAAUUGAAGUACGCAUACAUUUCUUCAGAGAGCGAAUUCGACAGAACGGUCGAUAUAUUUAUCUUGCAUAUACUAAAUGUUUCUAAAUCAUCUUCCUUUGACUUUCAUUCCAAAAUUUACUUGCUUCAUUUCAAACUUUAUUAUUAGAAAAAUAUAGUCAUAAUUAGAAGAAUUAUGAUUAUAUUUAACAUACCAAAUACUAUCAAUGAUUUCCAUCAAAAGUAUUGAACAUUUCACUGCUGCAAUAGUUGAAAAAACUUUAAUGCACCUUUUGCAUUUAUAAUUUAAUCUCAGCUAUUAUAGUUUUGACAUUUUGCGUUUUAUUUGAAGUGAUUAAAUUGUUGUAUGGAUGACUCUUAUAAAAAGUUUAUUUAUUUUAUGUUAUCAGAUGAAAGGACACUUAAUACUUCCAUUGAUUUUACACUAUUAAAAUCCUUUUUUGAUACGAUGUUUUCAAAAAUAAAUGAAAAACUUUACCAUGUUUUUGGCGAUUUAAAUUAUUUGGGAGGAAAUAUAAUUUUUGAUAUUUUAAAAAGGAAGUACAGAAACACUGUGUUUAAAUAUGUAAUUAACAUUCUUGUAAACAUUCUAUGCUUAUAUUAUUCAAAAAUUAUUUGUAAAAGAAAAGUAUGAAAUGAUAAAAAUUAAGAGCUUGCAAUUUAUCAAUAAUAGAUAAAUUUAAAUAGAGCAUAAAACAUGACAUAAAGGCUCUCAGUUUAUCUUUAAUUACCAUAUAAAAACCAUGAUCAUUUGAAGGAGAACCAUGAAUAGAUUGAUGAAAUCAGAUAUUUUUAGUAAAAUAUUAUCAACUUUUAAAUGAGAAAAAACUUAAAAUCAGAAAGUAUGCAUUUUAUAAAGCGUUUCAUCUGUUUGUUUCACAACUUCCUAUUUAAAUAAAUAAUCUCUCUUGCAACCUCUAAAAGUUUCAUUUUGAAUUGGGAAAUCACAGCUUCUUGAACAAAACUGUUCAAUAUUGUGCGAGAUAUAUUAUUCAAUAUUACCGAUAUUAUACAAUAUUACGAAUAUUGUUUAAUAUCAUUAAAACAUUGUACAGUAUUUGCAUACAGCUAGAGACUAAAAAUUAAUAGCCAUUCCUUAUUUUAAAUUGAAAUAAAAUACAAACUUAUUACGAAGAAGAAUGGAUAUUUAUAUUUAUAACUACUUUAUUAUUGUAUUUUUCAAAUUCAUAUGAAAGUCUAUAGGAUACCUACAGAUAAUUGAUCAUUUGAAAUUACAUGCAAUUAAAUUGUUUAUUAAAUUACGAACAAUUAUCCUACAAUAAUGCAAAUUGUAAACUAAACUAAUGAAUCAAUUUUAAUUUCUAUUGUUUUAACAAUUUCAUAAAUUAUUUUUUAUUAAUGCAAAUUUGAUUGUGAGUAAUUUAAUCUGUUUAGUUAAUUUCUAUUAUAUUAACAAUUUCAUAGAUUAUUUUUUUAUUAAUGUAAAUUUGAUUGUGAGAAAUUCUUAAGCAUUUGGCAGUAAAUAUAUUCAAGGAGUAGGUUAUAUAAUAUUAUAUCGCUUGAGCAUUUGUCUAUAUAUGCAUUAAAGGAUUAGUUUUUAAAAAUAAUUUAGAAUGUUCCUUAAAGAACAUGUUGCUAAACUGACCUUAACAAAAAGGAAAGAAAUGAUAAUGAGAUUUUCAAACUAAAAUUUUUCAUUAACAUGAUAAUUGAAAAUAAAUAGGAUUAUUGAUAUGCUAAAUUUUAUUAAGGAUGUUAUUUGACUGUCGAAACUGCUUAUAUGACUGCAAUUGAAAUAAGCAUCUAGAAUUUUCUUUUUUAACAUUUCGUUUGUACUAUUCAACUUUUCGACUGAUGAAAGUGGGCAAGUAGAAAGAUAAGUCACGAAUAAUUUGUAAGUGCCAAUUAUUUCUAAAUAUAAAUAACCGUUUUUAAUAAUUAUUCAUUUUUACAUAAACGACUAAUAAAACGAAAAUGACUUAUAAAUUCUCAUAUUUAGCAUUAAAAUUAUUUGUUUAAAUUGGCAAAAAUUAAGAAAAGUGUUAAACAGCUAUUAAAAAUUUAUUUUAUACUUUGAUUAAGGCAUUGCCGAAAAUAGCAAUUUUUUUCUUUCAUUUUGUUAUUUAAGAAAGCUAUAUAAAAUGUGUUUAAUGUGUGAUGUUGCCAAAAUUAGUGUUAUUGUUCAUCGUCAUUUUU